Molecule: messenger RNA, 1509 nt
Organism: Argentina anserina (silverweed cinquefoil)
Lineage: Eukaryota; Viridiplantae; Streptophyta; Magnoliopsida; Rosales; Rosaceae
Product: nudix hydrolase 19, chloroplastic
Exons: 6
Coding region: 29-1360 (443 amino acids)
Biological process (GO): NAD+ catabolic process; NADP+ catabolic process
Cellular component (GO): cytosol
Molecular function (GO): metal ion binding; NADH pyrophosphatase activity
Source: RefSeq, a predicted model, not a curated record
UUAGUCACAGCAAUCAACCAAUGGAAACAUGGUCAAGCUAUCUCUCUUCUCUUCUUCCUCACUCCAUCUCCUAACUCUAUCCAAAAACCUUGUUCUCCCCAGUAUCACAAGAAGAACCCUCUGCUCAAUUCCCACCACUAUGUCCAUUAACCUCCAGUCCCAUGCCUUUGCUGGCAAUCCUCUGAGAUCCAAGACCCCAAAGCCCAGUGACCCUUUUUCACCAACCCAAGCACUUGAGACACUCAAGACUCAACUUUUGGACAGUACCCACCUACCCUCUUGCUCACCAAGCUUCAAGGUCCUGCCUUUCAGAAAGGGCAGGCCAUUGGCAUCAACCAGUGGUGGGAUCAGUGAUAUGAAGCCGAAUUGGUAUCUGGGGUGGAUCAGUUUGGCCGAUUGUAGAGGCUUGUUGGGUGGUUGUGGUGUUGAGUUGAGUGGUGAUUCAUUGGUGUAUCUGGGUUCAAGGCCUGAGGAGGAUGUGGUUUAUUGGGCUAUUGAUGUGUCAAAGGAGGACGGCGUGGUUCCUAAAUUGGGUGGGAAACAGUUGUGUUUUGUUGAGCUGAGAACGCUUAUGGUGGCUACUGAUUGGGCUGAUGAAAGGGCCAUGACAGAGUUGGCUGUUGCCGGCCAUGCCAGGGCUUUGCUUGAAUGGCACAGUACAUCACUGUUUUGUGGACAUUGUGGAGAAAAGACAGUCCCCAAGGAAGCUGGGAGACGCAAGCAGUGUUCUAGUGAGCUUUGCAGAAAGCGAGUUUAUCCUCGUGUUGAUCCGGUUGUCAUAAUGUUAGUGAUUGAUAAAGAGAAUGACCGUGCUCUGUUAAGUAGACAAUCUCGAUUUGUGCCUAGAAUGUGGAGUUGCUUGGCUGGAUUUAUAGAGCCAGGAGAAAGCUUAGAAGAAGCUGUGAGGAGAGAAACAUGGGAGGAGACCGGAAUUGAAGUAGGAGAAGUUGUUUAUCAUAGCUCUCAACCAUGGCCUGUUGGACCAAGUAGCAUGCCAUGCCAGCUGAUGGUUGGUUUCUUUGCAUAUGCCAAAUCAGUUGAGAUAAAUGUCGACAAUGAAGAGUUGGAAGACGCCCAGUGGCACAGUAGAGAAGAUGUUAAAAAAGCUUUAACAUUUGCUGAAUAUGAGAAGGCACAAAAAACAGCGGCAGCUAAGGUUGAGCAGAUGUGCAGGGGUGUUGAGAAAGGGCAGAACUUGUCCACUGGCUUCAAUGUGGAAAGUGGCGAACUUGCGUCCAUGUUUAUACCGGGGCCAUUUGCAAUUGCCCAUCACCUCAUCUCUGCUUGGGUAUAUCAGGAUGCACCAGAUAGUGUCAAAGCACAUCCAAAACAACCUUGUGGUUCUUCUUCAAAUUUGUAGUCGUGAUUCAAUUCAUCUAUGUUUCAAGUUACUGGAUUAGUUCUCUUUUAAUUUUGAACUAAGCUCCAGGUUACUUUUAGGAUUCAGACAUAUUUUCCAUUUCCAAAAUAUUCCUACCAUUCCAUCCCUGCAACAGUUUAUUGAUAAAU